Molecule: messenger RNA, 2047 nt
Organism: Gracilinanus agilis (Agile Gracile Mouse Opossum)
Lineage: Eukaryota; Metazoa; Chordata; Mammalia; Didelphimorphia; Didelphidae
Product: TANK-binding kinase 1-binding protein 1-like
Exons: 3
Biological process (GO): canonical NF-kappaB signal transduction
Cellular component (GO): cytoplasm
Source: RefSeq, a predicted model, not a curated record
AGCCUUGCCUGCCCUUUCCUGGUUACAACUUUAUCCUCCGGCUUUAAAUCCUAGUGAUCAUAGGGAAUAUGCAAGACCUUGGCAGGGCUCUAUCCCUAAUUUUUGCGUGUUCCAUAGGGUUAACUUGGCUCUGGCCUACACAGAACUGACUGAGGAACUGGGCCGGCUCCGGGAGCUAAGUUCCCUUCAGGGGCGGAUCCUGAGGACCUUGCUACAGGAACAAGCCCAGAGGAGUGGCCAAAGACACUCCCCUCUCUCCCGGGGCCACUCUCCAUCUCCACAGUGCCCUUCGCCAUCCCCGCCAACCCGGGCUCCCCAACCCGGGCCCCAGUGUCAGUCCCCGGUCCCCCAGCGCCGCUCCCCUGUUCCUCCGGUGCCCCCGUGCCAUUCGCCCCAACAGCGCCGCUCCCCUGCCUCACCCUCCUGUCCUUCACCCGCUCACCAACGCCGCUCCCCUGUGCCCCUGCCGCCCCCACCGCCAUGUCAGUCUCCCGCCCCUCAGCACCGCUCCCCUGUGCACCUCCCCUGCCCAGCUCCCCAGCCCCGGCCCCCACCAGGGGAGAGGACUCUGGUGGAGCUGGCCUAUGCCAAGCCACCCAGUCACCACGUGAAGGCUGGCUUCCAGGGGCGCCGGAGCUACUCGGAGAUGGCUGACGGGGCGGGCUACGCAGGAGCUGUCCCCUGGCUUCAGGCGGAGGCCUCCACGCUGCCCAAGCCCCGGCCCUACGGCGGGGAGCUCUACAGCCCCAGCCAGCCUCUCAGCCCCCGAAGCACCUUUGAAGGCAUCCGGCUUCGGUUCGAGAAGCAGUCUUCAGAAGAGGAAGAGUGGGCUGUGCCCAGUCCCCCCAGCCCAGAGGCGGGCACCAUCCGAUGCGCUUCUUUCUGUGCCGGCUUCCCAAUCCCUGAGACGCCCACUGCUGCCUACACCCACGCAGAACAUGCCCAGUCCUGGCCGUCCAUUAAUUUGCUAAUGGAGACUGUGGGUUCCGACAUCCGAAGUUGCCCUCUCUGUCAGCUGGGAUUUCCCGUUGGGUACCCGGAUGAUGCACUCAUCAAACACAUUGACUCACACCUGGAGAACAGCAAAAUAUAGGGCACUCCCACCUCCCUCCAUCAGCCAUUCAUCCCCCACCCCUCACCAGACAAAACCAUUCUCCCAUACUUUGAAUGCUGCAUGAUUCUCGCAGGGUCUGCCCCCUCCCCACCAUGCUACUCCCAGAUACCUCCACUAGCUACCCACAAGUCUCGCUAUGUGUGCUGUCUCCCUCUCCCACUGCCAGUCACCAUUUAGGUCUGGCUCACCCCAGGAGGAGAUGCCAAGAUCCAUUCCCUACCCUUUAUGCUUCCUCAGGGGCUCUGUCCCAGGGAAGUUGGGGACUGGGGCAGGAUGGGUCAGAGCUGUCUGUCCCGCUCUGAGUCUCUUUGUUCACCUUCCUGUUCACAAAUUGUGUGAGAUGCAGCAAAGUCUCUAAUAUCAUGGGGGGAGUGAGGGGAGGGGAAGAGGACAGGGAAGGGAUUUGUGAACUUCAGGAGGCCCCACCCCACCAUGGAGAUGUCUCUGUGAUGUGUACUUGUUACUUUGCCACAACCCACCCCAUCUUAGUCCUCCAUGGUCUCCCCCACUCCAGGUUCUCAGCCCUGCCUGGCACUGAUGUCAGGUGCCAACUCUUCCCUAUGCACUGAGUCUCCUGGGGUGGGGCUCCCCCAGGGAGAAAAUACUAGAUUUAGCCACCCCCUCAUUCCUCUCUUCCCACAUACAUUUGUCCAUCCAUACAUCCCAGGGCUACCUCUCCCUACACUAUUCCUAGAAAGUUCUCCCCAGCUCCCAACUGCCCCCACAGCAGGGAUUGGAUGAUUAACUUUAGAGACUGGAGUGAGGGUGCUGGCCUUCCUACCACACUUGCCUGCCUUCCUGGACCUGAGCAUAAUAUGGAUCUGCCCUACCCUCCUUGUGGCCUCUUCCUCCCUUCCGAAAAUCAAGUAGCUACCCCUAACUCCCACUACCAAGGCUUCAGUUCGAAGUUUCGUGUGUGUGUGUGUGUGUGUG